Messenger RNA from Stereum hirsutum FP-91666 SS1, 2210 nucleotides. RefSeq lists its product as uncharacterized. Bases 15 to 1943 code for a protein of 642 amino acids. NCBI's taxonomy places the organism in Eukaryota, Fungi, Basidiomycota, Agaricomycetes, Russulales, Stereaceae. The transcript has 2 exons. The record is from RefSeq and is a predicted model, not a curated record.
CUCACACCCCCACCAUGCCCUCGUCAGUCUCAGCAUUGGCUUAUUCGCCCAGAGCCAGCCCCCUAGGCAGUCCAACCACCGGCUCUCCUUCUCGUCGCGUACAGACCAGGAAGGGCUCCAUCUGCGCAGGCGAUCCUUGGGGCACUCACUCUCAGCUUAACUUGAACCCCUCGCGGUCAACUUCUUGUAAACUCACCAUCGUUCGGGUCAACGAACCACCCGUGCAUCUUGACGAAACUCCACCCUCACCCCAGCAGCGUCGCCACCAUGGAUUCGGUGGCCACAGACGACAGGGUAGCGGCGGUUCCAUCCAUUCCAACUCUUCCAUCGGCGGAGGAAACAAAUCCGAUGCGCCUUCGAGGAUCAGUUUUGCCGGAAACUCGUUCGUCCCCCCAGGAUCGUCGAGGGACGGGAACGGUUCGCGUCCGACGAGUCCUGUUAUGAACCGGCCGCGUUCUCCAGGCGGAGGUCAUCACCAUCGUUCCUCUACCACCUCUUCCAACAAACCUCGACUUUCUCCAGAUGAGCUCGUAACCCUCGCCCGCCAGACUUGUACACCUAGCGCCCCUAUCCAUGCCGUCCCGUCACCAGGCGCCACAAAACAACCUGGUACAAGCCCAGCCUCCUUCACUGCGCUUCCCGAUGAGUUCUUCCUCCCCUUCAUCGAUCGCGCCGCAGAAGUUUCCUCCCUCUUCUCCGGACCACCAUCGGCCAAGCUCCUCACGCUCCUCGAACAAACAUUCUCCACCUCGCCAGUCUCUUCUCCAAUGUCUCAAUCGGAGAGCACAUCCCCUUCCUUGGACGUUUUCGCCGUCGACCCAAAACGUUGGACAUUCUCACAACUCGAACAUUGGCUGAAGAACAUUGACCGUGAUCAGGCGCCUGACCCCUACUGGGUGGCGAGUGCGCGCCGAUGUGUCCUCGCCCAUAGCGAGCUCAUCUGGGAGCGCCUCAAGGGAGCUUUAGGUGUUCCUCCGGAGUUGGACGAAUCCGAUUUUGAGGAGCUAGGCGACGUUAUCAACGUCAUUCCCGACAUGGACUUCGUUGCACCCGAGCGUGGAGACAACCCUGACCAGGCGACGGGUCUCGUCGACGAAGUGCUCGCCGGAUCGAUGUCGCCCGAGUUCCCUCACAUCGCAGAACACCGCGCGGCGACCGAAGACAUCUCAGAAACCGACCUCGCUCCUUCGCUCUCCAUCGAGCCCGUCCUCGCUCCCACGUCUCCCCAGCCCCUUGGCGCCGACCACCCACCGACGCGUAUUGGAGCCCACCGCAUGACCGACAUUUCGGAGGAUAUUCGCGAGGAGAACGAGGAAGAAGGCGAAGGAGGUUCCGGUUCUGGCCUAGCGAGCGCCGCCCAAUCCCCACCCAGUGAAGUCAUCCAAGGUCUUCGCAUUUCCACCGUCCCAGCAUCGCCUAGCAUCCUCGCUUCCAGCUCUCCAUCUGCUCGUCGUCUCUCACUUUCUGCCUCUCCCCUUCCUCCGAUGGCCGCUCUUCCGACCGACAGGAUCUCGCCGCUUGUUAUCGACGAGCAACGCGGCGAUGGAUCGCAAUCACCCGAGAAAGAUGGACAACAUAGCAGGGAUUCCUCGCCGGUUGUGGGCAUGGGUGGAAGGGUUGGAAGCGGGUGGAAUUAUGCUGCUAGUACGGGCAGUGCGGGCUCGGAUUCAGUGUAUGAUGCGGUGGCGGAGAGGGGCCCGGGAAAUCCUCUUUUCCCGACGAGCUUUGCGAGGUUGGCAUUGGGACCGACGCUCCAAGCCAACAACCCGAGCAUGAGGUCUCCGACCGCGCCGCCACCGCCUAUGUUUGGAAACAACCCGCAUGCGAUCAGGAUGGCGAUGCGUGGACGGAGAGCUCUGCCGAGUUGGGCGGAGGGAUGGGACCCGUUGAAGCACGAGUAUGCUCUUACGCUGGCUAGCGGGAGCAGUGUCGGCGGGUAUUGAAGACGAGACUGUAGUGGCCUCACAAAACUUCGGGUGGUCAGGUAGAGGGGCUGGUCAUAAAGUGGCAUAGACACGGUCACGGUGGGAGGUACUUAUUGAGCAGCUUUGAGACGCUGGCCGCUCGUGUGUUUGUUUUGUUGCGUGUGCUUGUUGUCGUCCUUGACCUUUUCUCGGUUUUUUUUGGAUCUGUUGUGCUUUUUUCUAUUCGGGUUUGUCGUCACUAUAUAUACAUGAUGAUGAUAAUCUCACCUGUACCAUGACCUUCUC